UGCUGCAUCGCUCGUGGCUGCAAAAGCAAGCAAGGAAUUCGAGAAACCCGACAAAAUUAUUGAGAAUUCAUCUAGAACCCCUCGAGUUCCUUUUAAAAUACAAUUUUUUGAGGUUCAAGUCUUGAAUCAAUUAAGUACUGUUACUUAGAAAAUUCGAAUUAAUUAAUAUUCCAUUUGGUAUGCUAAAGCAUUCGUUAUACUACUUUGAAAAUGAUGGUUUUCUGAAUUAAUUGUAAUUAUAGCGUACCAAAAGUGUCUGUUUUCACUGUGAUAGUUAAUGUAUUAAUAAAACAAAUAACAAGUGGUCGCAAAAACAGGCGAGGAGGGCAUAGUCGAAUCCGUCGAAGAAAGUGACUCAUAUUUCCGAGGAGGAGAGAGAAAGUGUCCAGCUAGAAGGCUACACGAUCGGGUCUUCGGUCGAUAGUCUUGCUUGGCUCACAAACGGAAGCGGACCAAGCAGGUGGAUUGCAUGAAAGAAGAAAUCAAAGUGGAAUGAUAACAGCCAAGGGGACGUUUCUGUUCUACGAAUAUUACGUCUACCAUGAAGCGUAAAGGAUCUCUUCAUUUGCAUUCCUUGCUGCUGGUUUUCCAGCUGAGUGUCUGCAUGGGAAUUCCAGGCAAUUUGCAUCCUGUGUCUGUUUCGCCGAACGCUUCGAUAACGGAAACAUCCAUAGGACCAUGGGGUGAGAUUUUAGAAAAUUGGGUCGUCUCUGAUUCAAAGAUUUCCAGAACAUCAAAGGUGAUGAAAUUUGGUGACAAAACUUUGACCGUAUCCACGAAAAUUUCAACACCUAACAAACGUGAAGUUUCUGAAACAGAUCUUUACUUGCUCGGCGCGAUAGAGAAGCUCGUUUACAGGGUAGAUUUCCUGGAGAAUCGUCUGAGGAGGGCGGAGGAGCUUCUGUACUAUGUGAUCUCUGGAAACAUUGACAAAAAAGAAUCUUGCCCCCAGAAUUAUACGAAAAUUGGUCAGAAUUGCUAUCACUUCGGCAGCCGUGAUUUCGACUGGAAGUCCUCGGCGAGCUUGUGUCGAGGCAUGGGUGGUCACUUGAUCGAAUUCGACACGGACGAUGAGAAACGUGAUGUAUUCGCCAGCUUACAAACAAAUUCCAAGCUGAAAGGUAAAACCUUCUGGACGGGAGGAUUGAAUCCGGGUCUUCUGUGGAUCUGGGCAAGUAGCGCUAAGCCAGUUCAUCAAAACACCAAACAGACUGUUCCUGGCGAUGGCAGGUGCUUAAAAUUAUCCUACAAUUCAACGUCCAGAUUGUAUUCGUACCAAAGCGACGAUUGUGGGGCGAGACACAGAUACGCUUGCAAAUUAACGGUGGAUGACGAGUCGGUGAACAAAAUCGAAAAAAGUGUGCGAAUGUUAAUGAACGGAAAACGUUUGAGCAGAAACACCGACUGAAUUACU
Messenger RNA from Osmia bicornis bicornis, 1414 nucleotides. RefSeq lists its product as uncharacterized. The coding region runs from base 542 to 1408 and encodes 288 amino acids. The transcript is spliced from 6 exons. Lineage: Eukaryota; Metazoa; Arthropoda; Insecta; Hymenoptera; Megachilidae. The record is from RefSeq and is a predicted model, not a curated record.